ACUUCCUGGACCCCAAACCCUGAGCAGAAGCUGGCAGGAACCGCACUCUGGGAAAUGCAAGUUCCUUCCUGGGCAGGAGGGUGGAGAGCGAGCCGUGAGGCCCCACGGGGCCACUGCACAGAGCCCGGAGGGUGGAAUGGGAACUGCCCAGAGUCAACAGAGGCCUGGAGAGGAGGAGCCCCCCGCUGAGCCCCGGGCCCGGUGGGCUGUCCUCAGGAGGGUACUUCUGGUCAUCCUGAUUCUCGGCCUGAUGCUGGCUUCUUCCGUGCUGCUGGUCUACAUCCUACGUGGCUGUGCUCCUAGCCCCUGCAAGAAGCAGGUGUGCUGGGAUCUCCUGGCUCGGUACCUGGCCUCGGGGAACACCAGCGCUGACCCCUGCUCCGACUUCUUCACCUAUGUCUGUGGGAACGGUCACUCUGUCCAGUCCCUUGCAGAGGAGAACAAAGGCCGACUCCGGAAAAUCCUGGAGAACCCCAACUCCUGGCCCCCAGGCUCUGGGGAGGAGAAAGCUGUCCGCUUCUAUAACUCCUGCAUGGACACCGAUGCCAUCGAGGCCGCAGGGGCUGGUCCCCUCAGACAAGUUAUCGAGGAGCUUGGAGGCUGGCAGAUCUCCGGGAACUGGACUUCCUUAGACUUUAACCGAACCCUGAUACUUCUGAUGAGUCAGUACAAUCACUUCCCAUUCUUCAGAGCUGACCUGCGCCCGCAUCCUGCCCCGCCACACCGGCCUGUCAUCCAGAUAGACCAGCCAGAGUUUGACAUUCCCCGUAAGGAAGAGCAGGAGCAGAAGAUCUAUGCGCAGAUCCUGCGGGAAUACCUGACCUACCUCAACCGUCUGGGUGUCUUGCUGGGAGGAGACCCAGGCAAGGUACAAGAACAUGCCUUCGCGUCCAUCUCCAUCACCUCACGGCUUUUCCAGUUUCUGAAGCCCCUGGAGCAGCCUUCGGCCCGGGGAACCCACUAUCAGGAGGUCACCAUUGACCAACUACAGGUGAUGGCCCCCGCCAUUGAUUGGCUGUCCUGCUUGAGGGCCACAUUCACACCCAUGUCACUGAGCUCUUCCGAGUCCGUCGUGGUCCAUGACCUGGAGUACCUGAAGAACAUGUCCUGGCUGGUGGAGGAGCAGCUGUCGAACAACAGGGACUUUCUGCAAAGCUACAUGAUCUUGGGGUUGGCGGGGACUCUCGCUCCAGCCCUGGACAGUCAGUUCCAGGAGGCACGCAGAUCGUUGAACCAGAAGCUGCGGGAGCUCACGGAGUGGCCACCUGUGCCUGAAAGCCCUCGAUGGAUGGAGUGUGUGGAGAAAACAGGAACCUUCUUUCAGUCCACCCUGGCGGCUUUGUUCCUGCGUGAGGCCUUCAGUCCCAGCACCAGAAGUGCGGCCAUGGAACUAUUCAGUGCCAUCAAGGAGGCCCUUGUCACCCGACUGAAGAGGCUCCACUGGAUGGAUGACAGAACCCGGAAAGAAGCUCAGGACAGGGUCGCCCAGCUGCGUGUGAAGAUGGGGCCCUUUGACUGGGCCCUGAAGCCGACGCUGGUCGGAGAGGACUCUCAGGACAUCCAACUCGGACCCAGCUUCCUGCAGUCCGUCCUCAGCUGUGUCCGAUCUCUCCGAGCUAGGAACAUCCGGAGCUCUACCCAGCCACCAUCCUCCCAGCCCAGCCCCUGGGAGGUCAGUGCUUACUACUCAGUACCUGAGCAUGUGGUGGUCUUCCCGGCUGGACUCCUGCAACCCCCCUUCUUCCACCCUGGCUACCCCAGAGCUGUGAACUUCGGUGCUGCCGGAAGCAUCAUGGCCCGUGAGCUCUUGCGCAUCUUCGACCAGCUCUUGCUCCCUGGAGGCUGUCCAGCCUGUGAUUCUCGUGCCCUGGAGGGGGCGCUCCUGUGCCUGGAGCAUCACUAUGCGGCCCUUUCUCCACCUGGCGGAAGUCCCUUCAUCAGCUCCCACACACUACUGGAAAGUGCCGCGGAUCUGGGGGGGCUGGUCACUGCACUUCAGGCGUACAACAAGAGGCUCUUAGGGCACCGCGGGGAGACUACCCUGCCUGAAAUGGACCUCAGACCCCACCAACUCUUCUUUCAAAGCUACGCCCAGAUGAUGUGUAGGCAACUCAGUGACCAGGAUGCUCGAGAGAAGCAUAGCCCUCCCAUCCUUCGAGUCCAUGGAUCCCUGAGCAACACCCGGGCCUUCUCCAAAUAUUUCCACUGCCCUCGCAGUGCCCCUCUGAACCCCUCCAACCGUUGUCAACUCUGGUAA
Molecule: messenger RNA, 2257 nt
Organism: Sorex fumeus (smoky shrew)
Lineage: Eukaryota; Metazoa; Chordata; Mammalia; Eulipotyphla; Soricidae
Gene: KEL
Product: Kell metallo-endopeptidase (Kell blood group)
Exons: 19
Coding region: 137-2257 (706 amino acids)
Biological process (GO): protein processing
Cellular component (GO): plasma membrane
Molecular function (GO): metalloendopeptidase activity
Source: RefSeq, a predicted model, not a curated record